Drosophila novamexicana is the source of this 14235-nucleotide messenger RNA. It is a transcript of the gene mgl, whose product is annotated as low-density lipoprotein receptor-related protein 2. The transcript is spliced from 14 exons. The record is from RefSeq and is a predicted model, not a curated record. Gene Ontology annotation, molecular function: calcium ion binding; protein binding. The coding region runs from base 272 to 14062 and encodes 4596 amino acids. Lineage: Eukaryota; Metazoa; Arthropoda; Insecta; Diptera; Drosophilidae.
AAACGGAGUGACAACAACAGCAACCAGAAAACUAAUACAACAUCAACAACAACAACAACACAGCAAACAUUGGAGCAGUCCUUGCUCGCAAUUGAUCAACCUUCUCGUCCUUACACUGGCCAUUGUAGCUCUUAAUAGCUUGGAUAGCUUCCUGCCGGCACCGGCCGCGGCAACGCUGGUCGGCGAUACGCGACUUCGUCAGAAUCCAACAGGCGUACGACUUGGUGAGGGCAGCUCAAUAGCCGCUUCGAAUGCGCCAUGUCCACCGGAAAUGUUUCGCUGCAACAACGGUAAAUGCAUAACGCGGCACUGGGUGUGCAAUUACCAAAAGGACUGUGACGAUGGCGAGGAUGAGAUGCAAUCGUGUCCGCCGCCCGAGUGCGAGUCGCCACAACUGAACUGCGGCCAAUAUGUCUUCAAUAAGACGUACUGCAUUCCCCAGAACUAUCGCUGUGACAUGAUCGAGGACUGUGAGGAUAAGUCGGACGAGGCGCAGUGCAAUUAUCGCAAGUGCCUGCACACGGACGUCUUUUGCAAUGCGCCUGGUGGAGCAGCUCCUGCUGAGGGCAGCCGUCUGACUGGGCCGUGUGUGGCUAAGGAGAAACGCUGUGAUGGCUACUUGGACUGCCGUACCGGACGCGAUGAGGAUGGCUGCAACGGGGUCGCCUGCCGUUUGGAUCAAUUUCGCUGCGCCAACGGUCAGAAAUGCAUUGAUGUCUCGCAGAAGUGCAAUCAUCGCAACGACUGCGGUGACAACUCGGACGAACAGGGCUGCAACUUCCCACCUUGCCACCAUGCGCAGUUCCGCUGCACGAAUGCGCUGUGCAUUCCGUACAACUUCCACUGCGACGGGUAUCACGAUUGCGCCGACGAGAGCGACGAGGCCAACUGCACGGCCAUCGCCUGUCCUGACAACAAGUUCCUGUGCCCACGUGGCGGCGUCAAUGGUGCGCCCAAGUGUAUCCUCAAAUCGCAGCUGUGCGAUGGCAAGCGUGACUGUGAGGAUGGUAGCGACGAGGAGACGGCCUGCUCCAUUGCCUCCUGUCCAGCGCUGAGCUGCGAGUUCAAGUGCGGCCCCUCGCUGACUGGCGGCGUCUGUUAUUGUCGCCCAGGCCAGAGUCUGGCAGCAGACAAUCGCACCUGCGUGGAUUUGGAUGAGUGCGCCGAGUGGGGCCACUGCGACCAACUGUGCACGAACACUCCCGGCAGCUAUACCUGUCAGUGCGCUCAGGGCUAUAGGCUGAUGAACGCAUCCAAGUGUAUUGCUCCGGAUGCGAACAAUCUGCAGCUGAUCUUCGCCCAUGAGCGGGCCAUUAUGCGCAUGUACGCCCACGACAGUGAGCCCAAGGUGCUCGCCAAUGCCACUGCCGCCGCUGGCGUUGCAUUCCACUAUGCCCGCAACACGCUAUACUGGUCGGACAUCAAGACGCGGAAGGUACAGUCAUUGCCGUUGGAUGUACUCAAUAGCGCCGUGGCGCCGUUGGAUCAAACACUGCCUGGCACUUGGGCGCCUGUGGCUCUGGCCGUUGACUGGGUGGGUGACAAGAUCUAUGUUGCAGAUCUAGUGGGCCAGAAAAUCGAUGUCUUUGAGCUAAGCGGCCAUUGGCAUGCCGUUGUGCUGGGCUCCAAUCUAACCAGUCCCGCCGAUCUGGCGCUUGACCCCACCUCUGGACUCAUGUUUGUUGCCGAUGGCGGCCAGGUGCUGCGCGCCCACAUGGAUGGAACGCACGCUCGCUCCAUUGUCUCCGAGGCGGCCUACAAGGCCAGCGGCGUUACUGUGGAUAUAAUUAGCAAGCGCGUCUUCUGGUGCGACUCACUAUUGGACUACAUCGAGUCGGUGGACUAUGAGGGUGGCCAACGUGUUAUGGUGCUGCGUGGACAGCAGGUGCCCAGCCCGUCAAGGCUGGCGCUAUUUGAGAAUCGCAUCUACUGGACGGAUGCCACCAAGCAGGGCAUAAUGUCCGUGGACAAGUUCGAGGGUCCCAGCUCCAUUCAGGUAACCUACAAGGCGAAGGAUAUACGCGAGCCCAAGGGCAUCAUUGCGGUGCACGCGCUUAGCCAACCGCAUGUGUCCAAUCCUUGCGGCAACAACAACGGCGCCUGCAAUCACAUGUGCAUCGUUACGGCCGUCAAGGGAGCGCCGACAGGUCUCGGCUUCCGCUGUGCCUGCCACACUGGCUACCAGCUGCAGACGGAUCUCAAGAACUGUAAGCUUGUGCGCGAAUUCCUUAUGUAUUCGCAGCAGCGCUUCAUCAAGGGCAAGGUACUGGAACCCGUUAUUGAGGGAUUCAGUGAUGCCAUUCUUCCUGUUGUCUCCCGACGAGCCCGUUUUGUUGGUCUCGACUUCGAUGCCCGCGAUGAAUUCAUUUAUUACUCGGACGUUCUACAGGAUGUCAUCUAUCGCGUGCACCGUAACGGCACAGGCCGUGAAAUCGUGCUGGCCUCACAGAAUGAGGGUGUCGAGGGCUUGGCAGUCGAUUGGGCCUCGAAGAAUCUCUACUACAUUGACUCACGCAAGGGCACACUCAAUGUGCUCUCCACACGAAACGUGACGCACCGGCGCACACUACUGAAAAACCUGAAGCGGCCGCGCGCCAUCGUCGUGCACCCGAACCGCGGCUACAUAUUCUUCUCGGAAUGGGAUCGUCCCGCUAAUAUAACCCGUGCAAAUACCGAUGGCAGCGGCCUUUUGGUGUUCCGCAAUGUGACCCUGGGCUGGCCCAACGGUCUGUCCAUUGACUUUAAGGAGGAUCGUGUGUAUUGGUGCGACGCUCUACUGGAUCACGUGCAGCAUGCCAACCUGGAUGGCACGGACAUCAAAACCAUCAAUUCGCGUCUGGUGCGUCAUCCUUUCUCCAUUGUGAUACACAACGAUUGGAUGUACAUUACGGACUGGCGACUGGAUGCAAUCAUUCGACUCCACAAGCUGACCGGCGAACAGGAGGAGAUGAUGGUGCGCGAGCCGCAGACAAACCGACUCUACGGUGUGAAGGUCUACAGCCGCGAGGUGCAACGCAUUGCCGAGACCCAGCCCUGCCAUAUCAAUAAUGGUGGCUGCCAAAAGAUAUGCUUUGCGAUUCCCAUCGCUCAGAAUGCCAGUGAGUCGGCUGUAAUGGCUAACCGCUUACAAUCGCGCUGCUCCUGCCCCUACGGCGAACGAUUGGCCGAAGACCAAGUCAGCUGCAUUCCCGACCCCAGCGCCGAGCCACCCGUCCAGCCCUGCCCCAACCUAUGGGACUUCACCUGCAACAAUCAGCGUUGCAUACCCAAGUCCUGGGUCUGCGACGGCGACGACGAUUGUUUGGAUAACAGCGAUGAGGAGCAAAACUGUACAAAACCCACCUGUGGCUCAAACGAGUUCCAGUGCAAGUCAGGACGCUGCAUCCCUCUCAACUUCCGAUGCGAUCAGGAGAACGAUUGUGGUGACAAUUCAGAUGAGCUGGACUGUGGCAAUGUAACGUGCGCCACCUCACAAUUUGCCUGUGCCAAUGGACGCUGUAUACCCAGCAUGUGGAAGUGCGACAGCGAAAAUGAUUGCGGUGAUAGCAGUGAUGAGGGCGACUUUUGUGCGGAGAAGACUUGUGCCAACUUCCAGUUUACGUGCCCAAGAACGGGUCAUUGUAUACCGCUGAGUUGGGUAUGCGAUGGUGACGACGAUUGCUUUGACAAGCAGGAUGAAAAGGACUGUCCGCCGAUCAGCUGUCUUGCCAAUCAGUUUAAAUGCGCCGAUUUGCGUCAGUGCGUCGAGGAGUCAUACAAGUGCGAUGGCAUUCCGGACUGCAAUGACGGCAGCGAUGAGUUAGGCUGCCCCUCAAUGGGUCCCAACCAAUGCAACGUUGAGAAGCAAUUCCGCUGCAAGUCGACCGGUCUUUGCAUACCCAUUGCCUGGCACUGCGACGGCUCCAAUGACUGCUCCGACCACUCGGACGAGGAGGAUUGCGGUCAGAUAACCUGCGCCCAGAACUUCUUUAAGUGCAAUAACACCAAUUGUGUGUUCAAGGCCUACAUCUGCGAUGGCAAGGAUGAUUGCGGCGACAACUCAGACGAGGGCACCGAGCAUGCCUGUGUACCGCCGCCUUUUAAAUGUCCCCAUGGUCAGUGGCAGUGCCCAGGCGUGACUGAGCGCUGCGUGAACAUCACCUCUGUUUGCGAUGAUACGAUCGACUGUCCCAACGGUGCCGAUGAGGGAGAGGGUUGUGAUUUGGCCGAGUGCGAGCAUCAGACGGGUCAGUGCUCCAGUUUUUGUCAAAAAACUCCGAACGGAGCGCUUUGCGUGUGUCCCCCUGGUUCGGAAAUCGGUCCAGAUGGAUUCACCUGCGUGGAUACCAAUGAAUGCGAUCCGCCGGGACUAUGUUCGCAGCAAUGCACAAAUACAAAGGGUUCUUAUUUCUGCUCAUGUACGCCCGGCUACGUCCUGGGUCCCAAUAAGCACACCUGCAAAGCAGUAAACCAUACGGCUGCCUUCUUGAUAAUCUCCAAUCGUCAUUCCAUACUUGUCGCGGAUCUUAAGGAGCAGGGCCUGGAGCGAGUGCCCAUCAUCGUUGAGAACGUGGUAGCCACUGCCUCAAACAUGCACACGGGCACCAUUUUCUGGAGCGACAUGAAGCUAAAGAAAAUAUCGCGACUUGAUCAUGGUAUGGAACCGCAGGAAAUCAUCACCACGGGCCUAGAUCUAGUUGAGGGCCUAGCCUAUGACUGGAUCGCACAGAACCUUUACUGGCUGGAUAGCAAGCUGAACACAAUUGAGGUGUCCGCGGAGAAUGGUUCAAACCGCUUGGUCCUCGUGCGUGAGAAUAUUACACAGCCACGUGGUAUGUGCAUUGAUCCCAGCCCCGAUGCGCGCUUCAUUUUCUGGACCGAUUGGGGCGAGAAUCCCCGGGUAGAACGCAUCGGCAUGGACGGCACCAUGCGCAAAACGAUUAUAAAUACUAAAAUCUACUGGCCGAACGGCCUGACCCUGGAUAUUGCUACGAAACGUGUCUACUUUGCCGACUCCAAACUAGAUUUUAUUGACUUCUGCUACUACAACGGCACGGGACGUCAGCAGGUGCUGGCCAGCAGCCACUAUCUGCUGCAUCCGCACUCGCUUUCCCUUUUUGAGGACACGCUUUACUGGACGGACCGACAACUGAACCGUGUACUGUCAGCAAAUAAGUUCCGUGGCAAAAACCAGACUGUCGUCUCGCACCUGAUUAGUCAGCCGCUCUCCAUACACGUGCACCACGCCUCGCUACAGCCCAUGUACCCGAAUCCAUGCGCUCAAGCCCGUUGCCAGCAUCUGUGUCUACUCAGUCCAAGCGCCAACGAGGGCUACUCCUGUAAAUGCAAGCCUGGCUACAGGCUACUCAGUGAGGGUCGCUGCAUUGAGGAGGAGAAUCCCUACUUGAUGGUCGUCAAAGGCACUCAAAUUGUUGAUCUGCCCCUCAACGGCGGUGAUGCACGUGCUGGUGCAUUGGCGCCUGUUAUUGGUAUCGAGAGCAGCACCGGCCUGGACUUUGACCGGAAGGGCGAGACCCUAUAUUGGGUGCAGGGACGAGAAAACGAUGACGAGAACUGCACCAUAUAUACCACGCCUUACGGUGGAGGCAACAAGACGCUCUUCCUGGGCAUCGAAACCGGCAUUGUUGGCGCACCCUAUACCAUCGCCUUCGACUGGCUGGGCCGUAAUCUCUACAUUGGCAACCGUGUGGCCAGCAAUAUCGAGGCAGUCCGCGUAGAUGGUAAGCAAAAGUAUCGUACUGUGAUAUUGGCAAACGAUGGCAGCGAAACCUCCGUUUCUAAGCCGAAACAACUGGUCCUGGACCCCAGUGAGGGCAAGCUGUUCUGGAUUGAUGAAGGAGUACUCGAAGUCCCAGUAAAAAUAGGCCGCGUUGAUAUGAACGGUCAAGAUGCACGUGUUUUGCGCAAAGACCUCAAACAUCCCGAAAGUAUUGCUUUGGACAUUGAGAAGCAGAGGAUCUACUACAGCACCAGCCACUCGGCGUCUAUCUGUUCUAUGGACUACAAUGGUGACGAGCACACGAUCAUACUCACCGAGAAGCAGGCCAUCGCCCGUCCACGCAGCCUGGGCAUUCUAGACCACCGCCUUUACUAUCUGGACCCCGAUUUCGAAAAGAUUGUGCGUGUAGACUUGCCACGCGGCGAUAAUCCGAAGACCAUUGUGGACAACGAGCACGAUUUGCGCAGCAUGAUGAUCUACAAAAAGCGCCCCCUAAAGCAGCAUCCGUGCCAGACGGCUAACGGUGGCUGCAAACAGCUCUGUAUACCCGGGCCCGCCGCCACAAGGACCUGUGCCUGCGGCAUUGGCUACCACAAGGAGAAUGAAAUAAGCUGCGUUGAAUACAAGACAUUUGCCGUUGUCUCCCAGCUGGAUAUGAUCCGCGGUUACAGCCUGCACGACAGCGCCGAGGCCAUGCUGCCAAUCAGCGGACCAGGCCAUCACAUCCUGCACGUAGACGUCAUGUUCCGCGACCAAUGGAUUUAUUGGGCCGAGUUCAAUCGUGGCUAUUGGAACGGUAUAUUCCGCUCACGACCCAACGGCACCGAUCUGGAGCAUGUGGUUAAGGUUGGAAUUGGCAGCAACGGCAUACGCGGCUUAACCAUUGACUGGGUUGCCGGCAACAUGUAUUUCACAAACGUGUAUCCGCAUGAGAACUACGUGGAGGUGAGCUGGCUGGAUGGCAGCAAUCGCAAAGUUUUGGUUAAGACAACCAAUGAUGCGCCUCGCGAGCUGGCCGUUAAUCCCAUAAAGCGACUGCUGUACUGGAUUGACUAUGGACAGCAUCCGGGCAUUGGUAGGGCGCUGCUGGAUGGCACUAAAUGGCAACCACUGGUCACCUCGGAUAUCUCGAUGCCGCGUGAUCUGACCAUUGACAUGCAGACGCACGAUGUCUUCUGGGUGGACUCGAAACUGGACACGAUACAGAAGAUCUCUUACAACGGCGCCAAUCGGAAGAUUAUUCGUCGCGACUUGCCCAAUCCCAUGGGCAUCGCCAUUUUCCUGAAUGAUGUUUACUGGGUAGAUCGGAAUCUUAUGACUGUGUUCAAGGCUUCCAAGCUUUUUGGCAAUGAUUCCGAGGUCACCCGCGUACGCACAAACUUGGAGAAGCUGCGGGACAUUGCCAUUUACGAUAUUAACAACCAGCCAUCCGACGACAAUAAUCCAUGCGCCCAACUGGGCAAUGGAGGCUGCGACCAGCUCUGUUUCAGCUUCCCCCCAGAGCCCUCCAGUAAGAACUAUCGCUGCGAGUGCGCUACGGGAAAAUUGGGAGCUGACAGUCGCAAGUGCGAAACGGUUAAUGAGUAUUUAGUGUUUGCCACGCGUACAGAGAUUCGUGCCGUCAACCUGGAUCCGCACUCAACGGAGGUGCCUUUUACACCAUUAACGAAUCUGACCAAUGUGGUUGGUCUGGACUUUGAUUUUGCCGACAACCGCAUGCUGUAUACCCAGAUCCGGCCGUGGGCCAAGAUUGCCUACACCCAGGCCAACAAGCCAAGCCACAGUGAUAUUAAUGUGGUGCUAAGUAAGGGUAUUAAUCCGGAAGGCAUUGCCUACGACUGGACCCAGAAUAAGAUUUACUGGACUGACAGCUCCAAUAACUCUAUUUAUGCCAUGAAUCUGGUGGGCAGCGAGCUGGUUAUGAUUGCGCGCGUCGAGCGCCCACGUGCUAUUGUCUUGGAUCCAUGUAACGGCACGCUCUUCUUUACGGAUUGGGGUCGCUUCGGAACCUCCGGCAAGAUCUUCCGCACAACAAUGGCAGGCUCAUUGAAACGUGCCAUUGUCGACAAGGAGCUGUCCCAGCCGAGUGGCCUGGCCAUUGACUAUGACGAUCGUAAACUUUAUUGGACGGAUGCGGUGCGCGAGAAGAUCGAACGUGCUGAUUUGGAUGGACGCAACAGGGAGCUGCUAGUGGCCGCCACUAUUUAUCCAUUCGCUAUAACCGUGUUCAGAGACUACAUCUAUUGGACGGAUCUGCAGCUGCGUGGCGUCUACCGUGCUGAGAAGCACACGGGUGCCAAUAUGGUGGAAAUGGUUAAGCGUCUGGAGGACUCGCCCCGUGAUAUACGCAUCUUCAGCGCCGAUCGUCAGAAGUGCAAUGUAAAUCCAUGCACAAUCAACAAUGGCGGCUGUGCCCAGAGCUGUCAUCCGGCACCGAACGGCAAGCCUGAGUGCAAGUGCGAUGAUAACUCCAAGGUGGUCAAUGAGGGGCGCAUGUGCGCGCCUCGAAAUAACACAUGCGAGGCCAGCAAGUUCUACUGCCAGAACGGCAAAUGUAUUUCGCGCAUGUGGUCCUGCGAUGGGGAUGACGACUGUGGCGAUAAUUCCGACGAGGAUCCCAACUACUGUGCCUAUCAUUCCUGCUCCCCCAACGAAUUCCGCUGCAACAACGGUCGAUGCAUCUUUAAGUCAUGGAAGUGCGAUCACGAGAACGACUGCAAGGACGGGUCCGAUGAGCUGGGCUGCAGCUAUCCACCUUGUGUCGAUGGUGAAUUUACCUGCGCCAAUGGACGCUGCAUUCCGCAGGCACAAGUCUGCAAUGGCGUUAACGACUGCAAGGAUAAUGCCACCUCUGAUGAAACGCAUGAGCGCUGCCCCAUGAAUACCACCUGCCCGCCCAACCAUCUCAAGUGCGAGAAGACCAACAUCUGUGUUGAGCCCUACUGGUUAUGCGAUGGCGACAACGAUUGCGGCGACAACUCCGACGAGGAUCCGCUGCAUUGUGGUCAGCGUACGUGUCCGACGAACAGCUUCCGUUGUCCGAACCACCGAUGCAUACCAGCCACCUGGUACUGCGAUGGUGACGAUGACUGUGGUGAUGGCGCCGAUGAGCCGCCAGAUUACUGCAAGUCCGAGGGUCGCACCUGCUUUGGGGAUCUAUUCACCUGCGACAAUGGCAACUGCAUUCCACGCAUAUAUAUCUGCGAUGGCGACAACGACUGCUUGGAUAACAGCGACGAGGACAACCGACACCAGUGCAACGAUCGCAAGUGUGACGAGGAAACGGAGUUCACAUGCGUGGAAAACAAGUCCUGGCAGCGCGCCCAGUGCAUACCCAAAAAGUGGAUUUGUGACGGCGAUCCAGACUGUGUGGACGGCGCUGAUGAGAACACGACGCUGCACAACUGUGCUACCCAACAGCCCUGCGGCGAGGAUAUGUUCACUUGCGGCAACGGUCGCUGCAUCAACAAAGGCUGGAUUUGUGAUCAUGACAACGACUGCGGCGAUGGCACUGAUGAGGGCAAGUUCUGCAACUCCAAGUACAAGACGUGCUCACCGCUGGAGUUCACGUGCCAGAACUUCAAGUGCAUACGCAAUCAAUACAGAUGCGAUGGCGAAGAUGACUGUGGUGACCAUUCGGAUGAGGUGGACUGCAAAAAGGAGAACACUACCUGUGCCCAGGGACAGUUUGCCUGCACCAACGGCCAGUGUAUCGACUACAGUCUGGUCUGCAACAAAGUGGCCGACUGCACGGAUGAGUCUGACGAGCCGGCCCACUGCAAUGUGGAUGAGUGUGCCAAGGUCGAGAUCAAUCAGUGCGGUCACAAGUGCGUGGACACGCUCACCGGAUACUACUGUGACUGUAACGAAGGGUAUAAGCUCUUGGCCGACGGCAAGGCAUGUGCGGAUGUAGAUGAAUGUCUGGAACAGCCGGGUGCCUGCUCGCAGCACUGCUCCAACACGCCGGGCAGCUUCUAUUGCAAGUGCGACGAGACCUACUAUGAGCGCCAGAAUGAUGAGCACACGUGCAAGCGGAAGGACAACAUUCCGCCCUGGCUGAUCUUUACCAACAAGUACUACGUACGCAACAUGUCUGUGGAUGGCCAUCAAUAUAACCUCAUGCACCAGGAUCUCAUGAACGUGGUAGCCCUAGACUUUGAUAUCAAGGAACAAUACAUGUACUUCUGCGAUGUGACGGCGAAGACCAUAUUCCGUGCCAAGUAUUCAGAUGCCAAUGAUGAUGUACCGACGGAAAGGGAAGCUGUCAUCCGACACGAUUCGCACGGCCUAGAGGGCAUUGCCAUUGAUUGGGUGGGUCGCAAGCUGUAUUGGCUGGACAGGCACUCAAAGAAUCUGGAUGUCUCCGAGCUGGACGGCACCAAGCGCAAGACUUUGCGCAGCGGCGUUGUCGAUCCUCGCGCCAUUGUCGUGCAUCCGGGCAUUGGAUACUUGUAUUUCACUUCUUGGCAUCUGCAGGCCUACAUAGCCAAAAUGGGCAUGGAUGGCUCCAAUUUUACACGCAUUCUUAACUGGAAUGACGGUAUCGCCUGGCCCAAUGCUCUAUCGAUUGACUACUUUACGGAUCGCAUCUACUGGGCCGAUGCGCAUUUGGACUAUAUUGCGUACACCGAUCUGGAGGGUCGCCAUCGGCACAUUGUGCUCUCUGGCAACAGCGUGCCGCAUGUUUUUGCCCUGAGCCUCUUCGAUGACUUUAUCUACUGGAGCGAUUGGAAUCUGAAGGCGAUUGUGCGUGCCAAUAAGUUCCAUGGCGCAAACUAUACGGUGCUCCGGAAUACAACCCAUCGUCCAUACGAUCUGCACAUUAAUCAUCCACUGCGCCAGUUGCCCUACACCAAUCCCUGCGGCACCAACAACGGUGGGUGCUCGCAUCUCUGCCUGAUUGCGCCACCACCGGAGUCCACAUACCUAAACAUCGAGGGCUACAUUGAGGAGGGUGCGCCCAUUUACAAAUGCGCCUGCCCCAAUCAAUUCUAUCUGGCCCGCGACUCCAAGACCUGUAUAGCCAACUGCACAUCUGGUCAGCAUCUGUGCGGUGGCAGCGACGAGAAAUGCAUACCCUGGUUCUGGAAGUGCGACGGCGAAAAGGAUUGCAAGGAUGGUUCCGAUGAACCAACCACCUGUGCACCGCGCCACUGCCGCGCAGGCACUUUCCAAUGCAAGAACACCAAUUGCACCCCAUCGGCAACCAUCUGUGACGGCGUCGACGACUGCGGCGAUGGCAGCGACGAGCAAAACUGUGACCUACCCUGUCCGCUCUCCGACUUUAAGUGCAAGACCAGCGGCCGAUGCAUACUCGACAGUUGGCGCUGCGACGGUGACGCCGACUGCAAGGAUGGCAGCGACGAGGAUCCCCUGGUGUGCCAUAAGCGCAGCUGCGAUCCAGAAACAGAGUUCGCCUGCAAGAACGGGCGCUGCAUACCGCAGCUGUGGAUGUGUGACUUUGACAAUGAUUGCGGCGACGACUCCGACGAGCCUGCGUAUAUGUGCCGGCAACGCAACUGCACCACUGGCUGGCAGCGUUGCCCGGGUCAGUCGAACUACCGUUGCAUACCCAAGUGGCUGUUCUGCGAUGGCAAGGACGAUUGCCGCGACAAUAGCGACGAGAUGCCAGAGAACUGCCCCAAGUGCUCCGCGGAGACGGACUUCAAGUGCGGCAACAAUCGCUGUAUACCCAAGCAAUGGAUGUGCGACUUUGCGGAUGAUUGCGGCGAUGCUAGCGAUGAGAACGAUGCCAUUUGCAAGGGACGCUAUCGCGAAUGCUCCGAGUCGGAGUUCAGGUGCGGCAAUGGCAAGUGCAUCUCAUCGCGCUGGCAGUGCGAUCAUGAGGACGACUGCGGAGACAAUUCGGAUGAGAUGAGCUGCGAGGGAUAUCAGUGCAAGAAUGGCACCUUCCAGUGCGCCUCCGGGCACUGCAUUGCCAGCUAUUUCCGCUGCGAUGGGGAUCGUGAUUGCCGCGACAUGUCUGACGAGGUUGACUGCCCGCCUCGAUUCCCAGGCGGACGGUUCUGCCCGGAGUCGCGUUUCCAGUGCACCAACAAUCUGUGCGUCUCUCUGACCGAUCUGUGCGACGGCACCGAUGACUGCGGCGAUGGCAGCGAUGAGGAUCCAAAGGUCUGCAGUGACUUUAACUGCGACACGCUGCGCCGCUUCCAGUGUGCCAACCAUCGUUGCGUGGCCCGCUACCAGAUCUGCGACGGCAUCGACAACUGCGGCGACGGCAGCGACGAGAACAACAUGACACUCUGCGCCAGCAAACAGAAGCCCUGCGACCUGUAUACCCAGUACCAGUGCGCCAACAAGCACUGCAUCGAGCGCGCCCAGGUGUGCGACUACUCCGACGAUUGCGGUGAUGCCAGCGAUGAGCUGGGCUGCCACCAUACGAGCAGCUGCUCAGAGCAGAGUCGAGGCGGCUGUCAGCAUCAUUGCCACAAUCUAACCGACGGCGGCUACAUCUGCACCUGCUAUCCGGGCUAUAUCAUUGCACCAGAUAAUAAGAAAAAGUGCGCCGAUGUGGAUGAGUGCGCGACGCGGCAGCACACGUGCUCGCAUCAGUGCCACAACAUGAACGGCACCUACUCCUGCAGCUGUCGCGAGGGCUUCCAUCUGUCGGAUGGCGCUAGCGGGGUAUGCAAAGCUGAAAAGGAGGAUGUCGUGCUGGUCUUUGCCAAUGGGCCAGAGAUACGCGGACUGGAUUUGCAGAAGAAGGAGGAAUUCGAUGUGAUUGCCUCCGAGAAGCGCAUCGAGGCUCUUGACUAUGAUGCCCAACAACAGAUCGUGUUCUGGGCAGAUAGCUAUGACAAGACCAUCAAGCGUUCCUACAUGGUGAAUGCGUUGGACGGACAGGCGAAAAUCGGUUUUGCGCAGGAUCUCAACAUGAAGGGCGGCUCCAAGCCGACGGCUGUUGCUGUUGACUGGCUGGCCUCGAAUCUCUAUUGGACCGAAGUGGACCGCACCGGCUCCAAACCGCGUGGUCGCGUCAUGGUGGCCAAAACGGACGGACGUUAUCGCAGAUCGAUUGUGAAUGCCGGCUUAGAGGUGCCCACCUCUAUAGCGGUGAAUCCACAACUUGGACGCAUCUAUUGGGCCGAUGCGGGCUCCGCGCCCAAGAUUGAGGUCUCUUGGAUGGAUGGCUCCAAGCGCCGGCCGUUAAUCACGGAGCAAAUACGUCAUCCCGCUGGCUUAACCAUAGACUACUCGCAGGAUCACAUUAUAUACUGGGUGGAUACCAAGCUGAAUGCCAUCGAGUCAAUGCGUGCCGACGGCUCGCGCCGCAAAGCUAUCGUCAAGGGCGACCAAUUGCGCCAUCCCGUCUCGCUGGAUCUGUUCGAAUCGAACAUGUUCUGGGUUACACGCGACACCGGUGAACUGCUGCGCCAGGAUAAAUUUGGCCGCGGCGUUCAGGUGGUGGUGCAUCGCAACCUCGUCAAUCCGUCCGGCCUCAAGGUCUACCACGAGAAACGCUACAACACCUCGCUGCGAAAUCCAUGCUUUGAAUCCAGCUGCUCACAUCUGUGCCUGCUGGUGCCUGGCGGACAUCGCUGCGCCUGCCCAGAUACCUCCGGUCCUCUGCCCUCGCAUCGCAGCACCGCGGAGGUGAUCUGCGAUGCGGCUGCCGAGCGACCACGACCCGCUCCACGCAUCUGCCCCUGCCAGAACGGCGGCCUCUGCAGGGAGGACGAUCGCGGCGAGCUCUACUGCGAGUGCCUACCGGACUUUAAGGGCGAGCACUGCGAGCGCAGCACGACGGGAGCCUUCGGUCAUGGCGGCGCUAAUGUUACCGCUGUCGUGGUGCCCAUCAUGGUCAUACUGCUUGUCAUGAUGGCUGCCGUCGGCGCCUGGUAUGUUAUCCGCAAGCGACCCUUCGGCAAGCUGGCACGCAUGCCCGCAAUGACAUCGUCCCAGAGCGUCACCUUCCGGCACGGCUCGAACGUGGAAUUCAGCGAGAGUGGAUUCCCCGGCGCCUCGGCACCCGGCGGAAAUGAUAUGGCGCCCAUUGAAGGCUACAACCUGCAGACGGUAAAUGCCAACAAAGCGCGCGACUUUGCCAAUCCCAUGUACGAUGCUGUACAGCUGGGCACCACCAACGAUCCGGGCAUGAGCAAUGGCUCAGGCAUCUACGAUGUGCCACAGGAACCGUCCAAGUCAAAGGCCAUGGGCCAUUCUGGCUCCUUUACGGAGCCCGCCUCGGCUAUUAUUGCGCCCAGCAGCAUUACGCACAAGUCAUCGCCGCAGCUGCAGCUGCGCACACGGGAGCUGGACCCAUCAGCAGACACCGGCAAGGAUACACAGUAUCUGGUGGAGGAGGAUAAGUCAGAGUGCUGAUAUAAAGCAAAUCAGGCAGCGGUAUCGCGACCGCUCAACUGUCGACGUCAGCAGCGGGCGCAGACGCGGCCCAACAGUUAUCCGCUGCACGCAUAGCACCGACCCAACCAACAUCAACAACAGCAGAAGCAACAAAGGCAACAACAGCAGAAGCAACAACAGCAACAACAACA